Molecule: messenger RNA, 882 nt
Organism: Tetrahymena thermophila SB210
Lineage: Eukaryota; Ciliophora; Oligohymenophorea; Hymenostomatida; Tetrahymenidae
Product: SURF1 family protein
Exons: 1
Cellular component (GO): membrane
Source: RefSeq, a predicted model, not a curated record
AUGGCUGCUAUAAGAAAGAAAGUUUUUAUUUUUACUCUAUCUGGAAUGACUUUGAUGACUAUGUCCGCAUGUAGAUGGUAGUAUAAUAGAUAUCACUACUCUGUCAAUAAAUGGAAAGUGCUAGAUGAGUAGUUCAAAAAAGAAGAACCUGAUCAAAUUUAAUUUAGUAAUCUGCCUUGGUAGGAAUAACUUGCAAAAAAUAAUAAACUCAAUAUUGAAGACUUUGAAUAUAGAUUAAUUAGACUUAAAGGACUCCUUAAAGGAUAGAGAUUUUUUAUCCAUAGACAUUAAGAUGGUAGACCAGGUUAUUUAAUAGUAGCUCCAUUUAUAGAUUCGACAUAAAACACUAAUAAUGCAUUAGUUGUCAACUUAGGCUGGAUACCAAGCAAUAUGAAAUAAAAGUUUGAUAAUAUAAAAUAUAAUGACGAAGAAAUAGAGCUUUCUGCCUUAAUUAAACGCCCAGAAAAAAUAGAUUAUGUUAAUUAGUAGUAAAUUUAGUCUAUGAAAAAAAUGGAAUAAAUGAAUCAAUCUACAAGUAAUUAAUAGUAAACCUCCAAGUAGCAGAAUCUUUAAAAUUAAGAUAGUGGUAAAAUAAUUCCAGAAUAAUCGAGGUUCAAUUCUUUCAUUGAUCUUGAAUUCCUCAAAAAAGAAUUCAAUUGUAACUUAGAUACAAAUGCAUAUUUAGAAAAAUUUAUAAGCAGAAAACAGUAUAAUUAACUCAGUAUAAGUGAUUCUGAUGAUGAUUUGUAUCCAGUAUGCUCAUCACCUUAAACAUUUUCCAAACCUUACUUAACACCUGAUAAACAUUUAAGUUAUUGCACUUUUUGGGGUUGCUGUACAACAUUCGGUAUAAUAACUAUCAUAAGAGCUUUAAGAGUAUGA